AUGCAAAAUAUUGGCCAACACAAAUAUCAUUAUUAUUUUGAUUGUCUUCCAGAAGGGGAGGAGGAACAAUUACAGCAACAGACAUCAAAUUAUAUGGGAGAAAAGGAAAGGAUGCAAAAUAUUGGCCAACACAAAUAUCAUUAUUAUUUUGAUUGUCUUCCAGAAGGAGAGGAGGAACAAUUGCAGCAACAACAGACGUCAAAUUAUAUGGGAGAAAACGGAAUUAAUUAUGGAUAUGAAUGGAACGAAACAAAUAUUAAUUCAACUCCUCCAAUAUUUACUUUAAAAUUUUUGCCCUCCUCAUCGUUUAAUAUUUUUGGAGAAGGAGGAGAAGGAAAUUUUAAAACAUGGAGUGGUGGUGCGGGCGUUUCUGCAAUUACUGUAAAUAAUAAUGAAUUGGCAACAAUUCAAAAUUCAAAUGAAAAUUCUGAUUUACGUAAAAUUGGCAGAUUUGUAUUGCAAAAAUCAGAAGAUGAACAACCCCAAACAAUAAUUAAUGAAAAUAAAAUUAACAGUGGAAGGGAAAUAAUUAAUAAUUUAAUUAAUAACAACAUAAAAGAGCGGUCAAAAUAUUUUGAUGACAUUUUGUCCCAACAAAAAAGCCUUACAAUUUUUCAGCAAUAUGCUAGGUUCCACAAUCAAUUUGGAAUAAGACAUGUUUUGUUAAUUUUAUUAUUGGUGCUGUAUGCAAUUUUUGGUGGUAUAAUGUUUCAGGCAAUAGAGCGUGAUAAUGAAAUUGAAAAUGUCCAUACAACAACAAAAAUAUUAGAUAAAUUAAUUAUUAAAAUUAAAAAUAAUAUUUCGAUGAUUUUCUUUAUACAACCAACUUCAAGACAAUCAGAAAAAAUUAAUGAAAUUAUUGUUGAUGGAUAUACUGAAAUGUUGAAGAUUGAAGGAAGAUAUAUUGGUUCAGUAUUUCACAAAUACGAGACCUUGGCGCUUAAUAAUGUUCUAAAUUGGUAUUUUGGGUCUUCUGUAUUUUACGCAAUGACACUUUUUACAACAAUAGGUUAUGGAACAAUUGCCUGUCAAACAGCUCUCGGAAAAUUUGCUUCUAUCAUAUAUGCUCUGUUUGGCAUUCCCAUGAUGUUAAUGGUACUUGGGGAUGUUGGGCAGUUAAUACUUGGUUUUCUUUUGUAUUGCCGUAAAAGUGUUAGAGAAUAUUAUCGUCGUUGGUUACUGCGCGCCUAUGUUUCUGAUAUUAUUAAUGAAGAAGAUAUAGAAUCAAAAAUAGUCGAAAAAAAUAAAUUAGAAGAAGGGGAAGGGGAGGAGGAAGAAGAAGAAUUGUCUCUUUCAUUAUUAUUACCCAUUGUUGCAAUUUAUAUUUUAUUUGUUUCAACUAUAGUUUCUCUUCUAGAUUGGAGUAAAGACGGAAAAUUGUUGAUUGGAGGUUUAGGUUUUGGAGAUGCUUUUUAUUUUUCGUUUGUUUUAUAA
Molecule: messenger RNA, 1434 nt
Organism: Meloidogyne enterolobii
Lineage: Eukaryota; Metazoa; Nematoda; Chromadorea; Rhabditida; Meloidogynidae
Source: the annotation of a GenBank genome assembly